AUUCAAGAGGGGCAAACGUUUCCCCAAAAGCCGACCUCCGCCUGGUGUAUUGAUCAUCCCUCAAUUUAUGAAUAUCACAGUUUGGCAUUUACCAAUAAUCCCCCUCCCCUCGUUACAACAACAGCCGAAAACAAUCGUCAGUGUUACAAUAAAUCCAAUAACGCCAGAUGUCGAGUAACGAAUGAAUUAUCAUUGUAUUUACGACGCAAUAGGGCCACGUUCUAUCGUUCUUCUUAUGACGUCACUGUCCGCGAGUUACACAAGCGUCAUCGGUCAGUCUAUUUGAUAAAUUUAGCAAACAACUGAGAAAACAGCGAGUUGAACUUAGUUUUCCUAUUUUGUGGUAAAUAAAGUCAUCAUUUUUUGACUGCUAUCGUCGCCGAAUACUGUUGAAUCAGUUUGACAAGUGAAAUUUCCUUGAAUUGCUCUUGGCCAGUGAAACAUUACAGAGUGAAUUCAUGUGAAAAUAAUUAGACAUUUUUUCCGAUUUAAUUUAUGGAGAAUAUGUGAAAAGUUGACGAAUUUCCGUCGUCAAGGAAAAAAAGGUUUUGAAGAACAAUUGUUUGGAGAUCGAGGGGUAAUAAUGUCGAUGCAACAAUUCUGCCUUCGUUGGAAUCAUCAUCAACCGAAUUUCAUAUCUGUUUUUUCAACUCUCUUGAGCAAUGAGACUCUAGUUGAUGUGACGCUUGCAGCUGAAGGGAGACACUUGCAGGCACAUAAAGUAGUGUUGUCAGCUUGCAGCACGUACUUUCAGUCACUAUUUACGGUCAAUCCAUGCCAACAUCCUAUUGUUAUACUGAAGGAUGUGAAAUUCUCAGAUCUCAAGAUUAUGGUGGAUUUUAUGUACUAUGGGGAGGUCAAUGUUUCUCAGGAUCAAUUGCCAUCUAUUAUUAAGACUGCGGAGAGUUUAAAGAUCAAAGGUCUCGCCGAGAUGCACACAGCGUCAUUAACGAAGUGGCCAAGCGGUAGUUCAGAGCCGAGCGAUGGAAACAGGGGUGAAUCUUGCUCACCUAGUUCAUCACCAAUGUCACCAUCCUACAGGAGAAAGCGAUUGAGGAAGACGUCAACUGGUUCCACGUCUGGAUCAGGAGACAAACAGGAGGAAGUCAGUGAAAUAACUCUUGUUGCUACGAAUAUCGUCAAACCGGAGCCACUCAUUAUGACACAAGAGAGUGGUGAGAAUUUGAGGCGUCCUAUUAAUACCAACACUGAGUCACAGGGGAGUAUCGAUGAGGAUCAAAUAUCAAUUAUGAGCAACAUGGAGAGCAGUACAGCAACGACACCCGCCCAAAGUGAGACUUCCAUGCAGGACGUGAGUCAGCAAUCAGGGACAAAUGUACAGAGUUCAUUAUCAUCAGGGCAGACAUCAGCACAUCAAGGAUUGCAAUGGACAAUCAUGGAGCACACGUAUCCACGUUUCGCUCUAUCCUCGUGUCAAACGAAUCUGUCGAUUCAAGCAUCAUCGGCAUUCACAACCCCCGAAAUAACAGCAUCAUCGAGCAUCAAUGAUCAGUAUCCUGGUACAAAUACCCCAGGCUCGAGUUGUGCAUUAACGAAUUAUACGAGUCCAACUCAUGGAGGACUGCAGCCAUCGUCAAGUGGUCCAUCGCCAUCGGGACAGUGUACAAAUACAUGUCAGAGUCCUUGUGCUAGUCCACAAGCAACAGUCAAGAGAAAGAGAUCGACAAAUCCCCAGGCAGAUGAGAAUUUCAUCAGGGCUUUGGAUGCCGUUCGUUAUGGGGGCAUUGGUUUUUGCAAAGCGGCAAGAAUGUUUGGAGUUAAUAAUCGAACACUGUGGCUCGAGUACAAGAAGAGGGGCUAUCCCAAUAAUCGUCCAAGUCUCAAGUCCAGGGUCAAACAGGAGGCACCCACUUCACCACCACCAGCGCCAACAUCACAGCCUGUUAACUCACAAAGUCCUACACCAAUGGGACCUCCUAGCACUCCUCACAGCACACAUAAUACUCUCAAUACUCACACCAUGCUCACUGCACACAGUCCACACAUGCUCAGCAGCUAUGUGGAUACCAGGCAUAAUGAUUACUCAUUGCCCAAUACUAAUAUGCCCAUUAAUUUACAUGGAGUUAAUUACAAUGCCAUGUGAAAUGAUGCGUUCUCUUAUGUGUACAAAUAGGGGGAGCUUUUUGAGGUCUGGGGAGAGAGUGAAGCUGAGAAUCUGUGAGAUAAUUUUGUAGAAAAUGGUUUACUAGAAUUCAAUUAUGGAUAAAUAUUGGGUGGACCUUUUUUGCAAUUUAUGAAAUUAUCGAUAAAAAGGUCCCUUAACAUUUUUCUAACCACCCACACCAUCGAUUCAAGAAUUUUCAAGAUCGAGAAUUCUGAAAGUUUCACUCUCACGUUUUCCUAUUUCUUCUUCGUCAGAAAAGAUAUUGUUUGUAUGUAUAGGAGAAAUUCGGAUUUUAUCCCUCAUUUUUUCAUCGGGUUAUCCCUUCGACUCUCUGCAAGAUUUAAUUUCUACUCCUCCAUUAUAAAAGCUCUCAUCAUUUUACUUCCUUCCGUGCUUAACCAUCCAUCGCAGAUUACAUAGUAAGUGUAAAAAAAACUUCAAGUUUUGUAAAGAAUUUUUCCUGGUGAUUUACAUUAAUGUCAACUAUAUUUCACUAUUCCACAUAUUGUACGUCUGUUCUGGAGUCUUUCAUACGGUAUUCUAUUGUUUACAAUAUUAUACUUUCGUACAUUGAUAUUUCGACUUUUUAAAAAAAAGAUGUGGGUGGGCGAGGCAACCGAUGAUAAUAAUGAAAGAGAAAUCAUUUCACGUCUACUGGAAAUAGUAAUUUUGAAUCGACGUUGGAUUUUUUAGAAGUCACAAAAUCAAUCAGUUGUCUCGACGGAAUCAAUCGCACCGGUUGAAUGAUACUCUAUAUAAUAAUUAAAUACGAUUAUCCUAAUGAACAAGUAUUAGACGCGUGAGGUAUUAAACGAAAGAGACGUGAAUAAAUGACUUAGAAAAUUGAGUUCAUUUUAUUUGUGUCACUAUUGAUGCCGAUUAGCGAUCAGUAAAAUGAUCAUUGUGAAUGAUUAUUUGUUGAUCAAUCGCACUCAAUAAUGCUGACAAUAAAUUAUCGUGAUUAGUCGCACCUCUUUGGAUUCAGUUGCGUCAUUAUUUAUUAAUUGUAAUGGCAGUUUAUAUUUAAUAAAAAUGAUAAAAAUUAUGGAA
Messenger RNA from Diachasmimorpha longicaudata, 3175 nucleotides. It is a transcript of the gene BtbVII, whose product is annotated as longitudinals lacking protein, isoforms H/M/V-like. Gene Ontology annotation, biological process: regulation of transcription by RNA polymerase II. The transcript is spliced from 5 exons. Gene Ontology annotation, molecular function: protein binding; DNA binding. Gene Ontology annotation, cellular component: nucleus. The coding region runs from base 584 to 2104 and encodes 506 amino acids. NCBI's taxonomy places the organism in Eukaryota, Metazoa, Arthropoda, Insecta, Hymenoptera, Braconidae. The record is from RefSeq and is a predicted model, not a curated record.